AUGGAGGUGCCCGCCAGGUCCGGGGACGCCGAGGCGACGGUGGCGUACAGGCUGCCGCCGUGCCGAUUCUGCCACGAAGAUGUCUUAUUUUGCGUGGACGUGGACGUGGAAACUCAGGUGGAGAUGAAGGCGUCAGGUCCCAAGGGCAGGCCCAUUUAUCGUCUCGAUGCCAUCAAGCAGGCCAUCCUCCUCUUCGUCAGCGCGAAGCUCUCUAUCAAUCCCGGUCACCGUUUUGCCUUCUCUGUUCUGGAGCGGUCCUUUGACUGGGUAUAAGCAGAUCAUCAGCUACCCCUUUCAUCAAGCACCCGAUGGAUUUAUUACUUGGUCUUUAGGUCGAAAAUAUCUGAAGGUUGUAUUGUUAUAUGCUACGUUACCCUGGCCAUUAUCCAUUUACUGAGCUCUGGCUGAUCAGAUCCGUGCGUCCGAUUGCUAAUGACUGCUUGAUGCUAUUCCGAUGUUGGAUUUUACGCUGUCCAUUGGAAAAAAAAUACAGCUCGCCGGUUUUCUGUAUUAUCUUUUCUCCAGGUUUAUGAAAAAUGACUGGAUUCCUGAUUCUUCUAAAUUUUCUGUGCUCUUUUUUUUGUUCUGAAAUUAUCCUUCUCCAAUCAGGCUUUCCUAUGAUAAAUCAUUCCACAGUAACAUGUCAAGUCCUAUAAGCUGAUAUUUGUUAGGUUGAAAAUAUAAGUCUUGUGGCAUUCCGACUAAUCCUGUUAAUUUUUUGGAGGAUGAAUCUUCUUAAUUACCUUUAGAAACUUUGAAGGAUCCAUGAGAGAUUACACAUAGUGAUAUUUUCGUUUAUGCUUUGCGUGAGAUGUUUGUCAUCAGAAUGCAUUUUAUAAUGCGUGUUCACCAUAAUUUUUAUAUUUCUGGAGUGUCUCAGGGUUCAUCUUCAAUCUGAAUUCUUACUAUUCAAUACCAGCAGUUUGUUGAUUAGUACAAUUCUUAGCGUUUCUUAUUUAUGACCUCGCUUUUCUAGAUCCGGAAAGAGUUCAGCAACGAAGUUGAUUCUGCGCGUGCUGCAGUUCAGAAGCUCAGAGCUUCUGAUUCACCUUCUGGCCUUGCUGAUCUGACCCAGCUUUUCCGAGUUGCUCACAAUGAAGCCAAGAAAUCCAUAGGCCAAGGCCGGCUCUUCAGAGUGGUAAUAUUUCCAAAUCCUUACCUGUAAAUGGACGGAUUAUCGGUAUUCUGCAAAUAUUGCAGUCAACCAGAUUAUUUUUAAAACUAUUUAUGGGGUGUUCGGACCACUUUUUGUUCUUGCAUUGUACAUCAGUGAAAGAAACGAAGCUGGAAUAGGAAAGGAGAAGUGGUUUCCCCUGUUGCUUAUCAUCCAAUGGAAAUAUCAGUUCCACAACUCUCAUGGGGCUAGCCCCAAAAUAACUGAUUCAACAAGAAAAUAUCUCUGAAAAUUAGGGUUCUCUGAUUCGGCACCUGUUCUUGUCAGAUUCUUUCAAGAAUAAGUGUCUUAAAUUGGCAGGAUUUUCUUUGGCAGAAGGGGAGAUUAUGAUGGUAUUGAAUUGGUUGCAAUCUCAUGGGGAAAAUAAUUCUCUUCUACGAUUUAUUACUGCAGGAUCCUAUUGAUUUCUUUCUUUGAGAAGACUGCCAUAGAGGAAUGUUACUUGUGAAGUGAUCGCCUCCCAUUAGUCCGGUAUCAGUGGAUUGACAUACGCUUUAUCUGUGAUUUGAGUCGCUGAACGAGUUGGGUAGAUGCCUUUGGUUGUGUUUCUCAUCAUGGCAACCCCAUUUUGGGUUCAUUUACUGUUAGUCAUAGGUUCAAUCCCAUCUGAAUUGUAUGUGUGGAGACUCAAGAAAACCAUUAGGGAAACAUGGUGGGGGAGCAUCGGAGGUCGGAUAUUUCCUUGAUGCAAGGAUCAACCCCAAGAUUUCGUUCCCCGCUUCAUGGCAUCAUGUUGCUGAGCCUGCAACUUUCAUCCCAGGCUGUGAUCAUUUCUCAGGACUCGAAAAAGGAGAGAACUUUGGUGGCGAUUUUUUUUGAAAAUUUGAAAUUCUCACAGUUGGCGCUGAAUCUCUCUGGAAUGUUUUUCUCUUAACAAGUAUAGUAAAUUUUUUGGUUGAUUUAUUCUCUUCCCUUGAUUCUGUUUGAAUGACUUGAACAAUCCUAGCAGCUUUGGAGGAACCUAAACAGAAAUGAGUUGCUUCAGAUCUUGUCAAUUAAGAUGUAAAAGAUUUAGAUCCGUUUUACUAUGAGAAUCAACAACUUUGGAAGGAUUGAGCAAAAAUAAGUUGCUUCAUAUUAUGUUGAGUAAGCACUCUGAGAGCAAAGGAUGAGUCGCUUCAUGCGAGGCUGACUAAUGGUUCUAUAUUUGUUGUGGGUUUUCUACUCUGAGAAGAAAACUAGCAACUUUGCAGGAAUCUGAACAACAAUGAAAAUGGUUCUCAUCAUCAUGUCGAUCAAGAGCUCCUGACCCACCUGUGAUGUCAUAUUCUGCAGGUGCUCAUCUACUGCAGGUCCUCUACCCGCCCUCAGCACCAGUGGCCCGUGAGCCAGAAGCUCUUCACUCUGGACGUCAUCUACCUCCACGACAAGCCCGGCCCCGAGAACUGCCCCCAGCGCGUGUACGACGCCCUCGUGGACGCCCUGGAACACGUCAGCGAGCAAGAAGGAUACAUCUUUGAGAGUGGCCAAGGGCUGGCCCGCGUCCUCUUCAAGCAGACUUGCCUUCUUCUCUGCCAUCCCCACCAGCGCUGCACUCAGGAAGACCUUGACAUUCCCAAAUCCCUCGCCAGGAGGUCCCCGCCGCCGGCCGACGCUGCGCCACCGGAGGACGCCACCGCCGCCCGCCCGAUCCCUCACUCGCCGGCGUGA
Molecule: messenger RNA, 2824 nt
Organism: Spirodela intermedia
Lineage: Eukaryota; Viridiplantae; Streptophyta; Magnoliopsida; Alismatales; Araceae
Source: the annotation of a GenBank genome assembly